Messenger RNA from Lactuca sativa (garden lettuce), 708 nucleotides. NCBI's taxonomy places the organism in Eukaryota, Viridiplantae, Streptophyta, Magnoliopsida, Asterales, Asteraceae. The record is from RefSeq and is a predicted model, not a curated record.
CUCACAAAGAUUCAAAGAAAUUAAUAUAUAGCUGAUAGAAAAGAAAGAGAAACAAAUCACGUAAGAGUUGGAAAUGAAGGUUUCGAUGCAAGGUAUGUUGUUGAUAAUAAUGAUAACGUUGGCAGGGGUAUUUAUGGAAGAAGGAAACGCACAAGGAAGCGGUGGUGGUGGUGGUGGUGGUGGUGGUGGCUCAGCCUGCCUGAAUCAGCUAAUUCCUUGCCUGAACUAUCUGAAUAAUCAAGGGCAGGGACAGGAUCCCCCUGAUAGCUGUUGUGAUCCAUUGAAAUCAGUGAUAAAAUCCAAUCCAGAGUGCUUAUGUAGUAUGAUAAGCAAUCAAGGUACUAAAAAUGCUGAGAAUGCUGGUAUCAAUGUCACUAAGGCCCAAGAAUUACCAGCAAGAUGUGGUCAACGUGUCAACCCGAUCUCAUGCAUCACCUCCACCUCUAAGACUACUCCAGGUACAAGUGAUUCCCAAAGCUUAGGAAAUUCCAUGGUCUACUUGUUGUACCCGUUGAUGCUAAUUAUCGCAGCUGUAUAUGCUUGAUUUUAUUUUUUUGUUGCAUGAUUAAGCCGAAUGUACACUUGAGUUGCCGCUUUGUUCUUUUUCUUCAUUUCAACUAGUUAUUGAUUACUAGUAUUACCAACAGACAGUGUAUGGAUCUAUGGAGCUUCUAAUUAUAAUGAGGUUAUGUACGUAAUUUGAGUUAA